This is a messenger RNA of Lottia gigantea (owl limpet), 1268 nucleotides long. RefSeq lists its product as hypothetical. Bases 74 to 709 code for a protein of 211 amino acids. Gene Ontology annotation, cellular component: cytoplasm; nascent polypeptide-associated complex. The record is from RefSeq and is a predicted model, not a curated record. The transcript is spliced from 7 exons. Lineage: Eukaryota; Metazoa; Mollusca; Gastropoda; Lottiidae. Gene Ontology annotation, biological process: protein targeting to membrane.
GCACCUGCCGGAUAUGACGUCAAUAUUCAUCCCUUGCCGCCAUUGACGAUCGAGGAGAAGAACACAAACAUACAUGAUGCCUACAGAAGCCGUGGAGAAGCCUAUCAUAGAAGAUAAACCAGAAGAUGUUUCUGGAUCUGAUGAUUCAGAUGGUGAUGAUGAUUCUCCACCAGAGUUAGAGGAACAAGAUCCAGCUACCUUAGCUCAACAAAGUCAGUUGGCACAAGCUGCUGGUCUUAAUGAAGAGACAGUCAGCAGACAGAAACAAAGUAGAAGUGAGAAGAAAGCAAGAAAGGCUAUGGCUAAAUUAGGGUUAAAAGCUGUUGGUGGGGUCACUAGAGUUACCAUUAGAAAAUCUAAAAAUAUUUUAUUUGUCAUUAACAAACCUGAUGUUUUUAAAAGUCCUGCAUCUGAUACCUAUAUUGUAUUUGGUGAAGCUAAGAUUGAAGAUUUGAAUCAAGCUGCCCAGAUCUCAGCAGCAGAGAAAUUUAAAGCACCAGAUAGUGCAGGUGGUUUAGAUGCUGGUACUAUUCAACCUCCAAUACAAGAAGAAUCUGAGGAUGAUGAAGAGAUUGAUGAUACCGGCGUAGAAGCUAAAGACAUUGAACUAGUCAUGUCACAAGCCAAUGUUUCUCGAUCAAAAGCUAUUAAAGCACUCAAAAAUAAUAGUAAUGAUAUCGUCAACGCUAUUAUGGAAUUAACGAUGUAGCAAUUGGUUUGUAUUUAUCCACUGCCUGUUGUGUUUUAUGUAAAUUAUUAGACUGUGUAUAAACAUCCUAUCCACCCACGAUGGAUAAUAAAUCUUUUCAUAUUAUAUUAGUAGUUUUCUGGGUCCUAUCACAGUAUUUCAGACUUCUGUUGGAAUCCCAGCAAUUUAUUUGAGACUAUACAUAGAGUCGAGCAAUGGUAAUGAUGCAGGACACAAACCACGAAUGGUUAGCUUUACUCUGAGCUAGGAAGUGAGUGCCUACAUCUUUGCUUGACUUGAAAGCUAACUCUUUUAUCCAAAUGUCAAUACCAUUUUCACAUGGUGGGUGGGUUCAUUUUACACAUUCCAUGUCCUAAAGGAAGGGGACUGCACGUUGGGUAGUUACCAAGUUUACCGUUUCUGGCAAUACCAUGUUGUCAUGGGUUGUGGGCUGUUUGACAUGUUAAGAGGACGCAAACUGUAUUGUGUGCCAGUUACCAAGUUCUGAGGCAUUAGUCAAAAUUUCUUAGUGUGGCUAGACUAUUCUGGUACCAAACGUAUUAAUUUUAUUAAGAAAUAA